Messenger RNA from Aedes albopictus (Asian tiger mosquito), 2891 nucleotides. RefSeq names its product aminopeptidase N-like. Gene Ontology annotation, biological process: peptide catabolic process; proteolysis. Gene Ontology annotation, cellular component: cytoplasm. Bases 113 to 2815 code for a protein of 900 amino acids. Lineage: Eukaryota; Metazoa; Arthropoda; Insecta; Diptera; Culicidae. Gene Ontology annotation, molecular function: zinc ion binding; metalloaminopeptidase activity; peptide binding. The record is from RefSeq and is a predicted model, not a curated record. The transcript is spliced from 5 exons.
AGUCUCUUCAAACCGGUGUAUCAAUCCGAAAAGCUAUAAAUGGAUGUCGAGCGCUUACAUCAAGAAUUAGUCUAGUUUAGAGCGGGCAAGGUUAAGGUGCUUUGGGUUAACCAUGAGGUGGAAAGAGCUGUCCUGGUCCGUGAUUGUAGUGCUAGUGUUCUACGUUUCCGCUGGUGAUGCUUUCGAAAGCUAUCGGUUACCCAACACCACAAUUCCAACUCAUUACGAUUUAUUCAUUAACACCGAGUUCCACAACGAUGACUUGGACUACAACGGAACGGUGAAGAUCGUCAUCAGCGUGCUGGAAGAUACCAAGCAAAUAGUUUUGCACAGUUCUCGAAGUAUUUUGGUGAACGUCGAACUGAAGAACGACAACCAGCUACCCCUCGCGAUAGUGAACUACGAGUUUGACAACGACCGAGAAUUCCUGAUCGUAAAUACGGCUAGUGUUCUGCCGGGAGGCAGUUACGUGGUGCUGGAAAUCGAUUUCCUCAAUAGUAUCAAUAGGACCGAUCAGGCGGGAUUUUACCGGACGACCUACACGGCCGACGAUGGUACGCUGAAGUACGCCGGAGUGACACAGUUCCAGGCGUGCGAUGCCAGGUCGGCUUUUCCGUGCUACGACGAGCCUGGACUUAAGGCUACGUUCGACGUGCGAAUUGCGUGCGGGGUGGAUUAUCAUGCCAGGUCCAACGCGGAGAUCGCAAGUAUUUCCAUACUUCCCGAAGGCAAAAAGCUCGUAACCUUCAAACGAACGCCCCCGAUGCAGUCCUACCUGUUGGCCUUCCUGGUAUCCGAUUACGCCGUGCAGCGAGACUUUGCCAACGCCAUGAAGAAGAUAGCCGUUCAAUCGAUGGCCCGCCCCACCCGUGCCAGUCAGUUAUCCUUCUCGUUGGACGCCUCCGUCAAGCUCAUCGACGAGCUGCAAACGUACUUCGAUCAUCCGUACGAGAUGAGCAAAAUCGACAGCGUCGGCAUCCCGAAUAGUGACUUUUCCGCCGGAGCGAUGGAGAACUGGGGCUUGGUGACGUACCUGGAAUCAUACUUCCUGAUUGGUGAAUCUAGUUCUGAUAACAAUCGGCGAUCGGUUUCGACCGUCAUUGCUCACGAAUUUGCUCACCAGUUCUUCGGGAACCUGAUGGCACCCAAGUGGUGGUCUUAUCUGUGGAUGAACGAGGGCUUCGCUACGCUGUAUGAGUAUUACCUGGCUGAUCGGACGCAUCCGGAGUUGCUGAUCAAGCAACGAUUCUCCAGUAGUGCGCUACAGUCCGCUCUGCAGGCGGAUGCCAGUGCUACAGUGCGAUCGAUGACUCACUACGUGGAAACUGUUGAGGAGAUUAAUCGACUGUUCGAUCGAAUCGCGUACGAGAAAUCAGGAAGUGUUCUUCGGAUGAUGCAUUACGCCCUAGGGGAAUCAACAUUCGUGAAAGGCUUGAAGCACUACAUCAAACAACGUCAAAAUUCUGUUGUGGUCCCUCAGUAUCUCUUCGACAGCCUUCAAAAGGUAGCUGCUGAGGAAGGAGUUCUUCCACCAAAUGCAUCAAUGACCAUGAUCAUGGAAUCGUGGUCGAACCAACCGGGAGCCCCAGUGGUGACAGUCACCCGACAACCUGGAACCGAUGACGUGAUCUUCACUCAGAAGCGAUUCUUCUCAACAACUCAACCGACGGAAAACGAUCAGACCUGGUGGAUUCCGAUUUUCAUGUACACCAACAGUAGUGGCGGUGCUCAUGAGAAGACUCCACUGUUCUGGAUUCCUCAAGGAUCCAAGCAGGUUACCCACAAAAUACCUAUCGAACAAGAUGAUGUGUUUCUGAUCAAUCCAGCUCAAACUGGGUAUUACCGAGUCAACUAUGAUGAACAAACGUGGAGCACACUCAUAAGCAUUCUCAAAACGAAUCCGACAUCUCUGGAUCCAGUAACCCGAGGGCAGCUCAUCGACGACUCCAUGAACUUAGCCAACGCCGGCCUGUUAGAUCACGACAAGGCUUUCCAUAUCUUGGACCACCUCCGUAACGAGACAAACUUUUUCGCAUGGAAAUCUGCCUACCGGAACAUUCUCGAUCUGGAGAAACUGCUCGCCGUCGAUCCAGAAGCUCUCGAACUGUUCCGCAAAUACCUCCUGGGGUUGGUUGACAAUUUGUACGCCGUUCACGGCACCGAGAAGCGCAAAGAUCAGCACACCAACGAUCACGACGCGCAACUGAUCGCGAUCGAUCUGGCCUGCCGUGUCGGGCAGCAGGCGUGCCUGGAUCAAGCCAUGAACAAGCUGAACGUGCUGCAGCAGAGGACAAUGCUGGCCAUACGAUCGGAAGCUGAACAAAAGCUGUACUGCCAUGGGCUGCGAACGGGGAAGGAGACUGAGCUGGAUAAGUUCACCGAAGCGUUCGAGCUGGAAGAUGAUGCGCGGGGUCGAAGGUAUUUGGUGGAAUCGAUGGCUUGCGUUGGUAGCCGCGGGGAGCUGGAACGGGUGUUGGAGUUCUUGGUGGAACAGAAUCGAGAGGUUGAACGGUUUUUGGAGGUGGCUGCAGAGCAGGGAGUUGGUGGAUUUACUGUGGUUACCGAAUUUCUCACUCGGGAAAAGGACCACGUGGAUGAAAUAUUUGGCAGCAAACGAAGUAUGGAGAAACUCCUGAACAAACUUGCUGAUCGGAUCGUUGAUCAAGAGAAUGCUGAUCGGCUGCGUCUGAUGAUGAAGGUUUUGCCGGUUUCUUCGACUUUUGCUGCCAACAUCAGCAACCGACUGGAAGAGCAGAUCCGUUGGCAGGAGCACAAUUUGCCACGAAUUCAAAAAGUUCUGCAAGGGUACGCGUAGAGCAUCGAUACACACGUUUCCGAUAGAAUAAUGCUUUAUGGUAAACACGGCCGUGGUAAGCGAUACGGUACACUUU